Dama dama (fallow deer) is the source of this 4816-nucleotide messenger RNA. RefSeq names its product UDP-glucuronosyltransferase 1-6-like. NCBI's taxonomy places the organism in Eukaryota, Metazoa, Chordata, Mammalia, Artiodactyla, Cervidae. Gene Ontology annotation, molecular function: UDP-glycosyltransferase activity. The transcript has 5 exons. The record is from RefSeq and is a predicted model, not a curated record. Bases 3218 to 4108 code for a protein of 296 amino acids.
CUGCUUGUUGUAGUAACUGGAUCAGUGUCUUGUAGAAUGUUUCAUGUUCUAGUUUGUCUGAAGGCUCUCUUGUGGCCGUGUUUAACUUGUUCCUAUGAACUGGAAGUUAGUGUAGGUUUGAUUGACCCAGGUUCCCCUCUUUGGACAAGCACACGGUAUCCGAAGCGCUGUGUGGUUGGUAUUGCAUCACUGCAGAUGGCAGCCUUCGUCUGACUACUCUACUUUGAGUGAUUUUGACUUUGGUCUGAAUGCAGAGUCAUGCUCUCCUGUGUCUGCUGUGACUUUCCGAGGUCCUGAGGGAACUCAGACCAGGUGACAAGUAGGGAUGAAAUUGGACAAGUUUCCACCUCCAAUCUUUUGGGUCAAAUUGCGGCUCCGAGACAUCCUUGGUGCAGUUGACAAAGCUCUCUGUCUUCUAGGUCCUGCCCGCCCAGCCAGCCACAUCCUCUUCUUUUAUGUUCCAACCCCACUGCCUGCUUCCAGUCUUUCACACUGUUCCACUUUGGGCCCCUCAUACCUGCUGUUCCUCUCUCUGGAAUCCUCUUUCUCCCUUUCACAACCAAGCUAAGCUUUACCUUAGAGACACUUGGCCUUCGUAGAUGUUUUGGUACAUGAAACAGCCUGGCAUUUAGAGUUGCUCCGGUGGGGUGAGUGGCACCAAGGAACUGAAUCCUAUGCCCGAUCUGAAAUAAAUGAAUAUCCUGAAGACUUAAGGCAAGUCCAGAAGCUGCAAACAGGAGUCGGGAGGCAGCACUCUGCUUGGGAAGGGCCAGGGGCUCUCAGCAGAAGGCUGAGUGGUUGUUGGACUCAGUGCAGAUCUUCAGGAGCGUGAGAACCUCAGUUGAGGUCAGCUGAUAGAUUUGUAGGGGUGACUCAAGAUGUCACUCACGAUCCGUCUGGAUACUUCUGUUACUCGAGUCCUAGCUCACCCUGCUCACUGCACGAUAGCCAAUGAAUCCGAGAGAUGAGGUGUUGAGGCAAGGAAGAGACUUUAUCUGGAAAGCCAGCUGGCUGAGAAGAUGGCAGACUAGCACCUCAAAAUAGCCAUCUUAUCAGGGUCAGGAUGCUAGUUUCUCUUACAGAUCAGAGACGGGGGGAAGGUGAGGAAGCAAAGCAAAAAGGCCAUUAAUCUUGGAAACAUCUCUUAGAAUGGCAAGCCUCAGGCAGGGGAUGUGUUCAUUUUCCCCUUCCUGCCAUCCACAGGUGGACAGGGCUCUGAACAAAGGCACUUUAGCUUGACCGUCAGGCAGAGGGGCAGGAUUCUCUGAAGGAAGCUGUGAAGUAUGAUUAUAAUAACAAAAGCAAUGAAAAGCAAGUCCAAGAAACAGUUACAACAUGCAGUCAGAGCUGACUUCUUCCCCGAAACACUUGCUCCUUUACUGUCUCCUGCCUCCCUCUUCCCUGCAUCUCCCCUGUUACUUCCUAUCUCUAUUACAUCUGUCUUCUCUACCUCCUUGCCACCCAUGUUUUCCUAUAUCACUUUCUCAUCAUAAAUCCUGCCACACAGAGGGCAACAAGAAAGGGCAUCCCAAUGUCUGACUCAAGACAUGGCGCUUUCAGUACUGAAGAGAGGCAGUGAAGUUUUGCCCAGAGGCACAUAGAAAGAGCUGGGAACGCAGAGGAUGUGGUCGGAGAGCCCAGGUUCCCCCAGCCCUCUCUCACUACCAUCUUCUCUGUAGCUAUAAACCAGUGUUCUUCCCUGCCCUCUGGGUAAUGGAGAGCUGCUGCUGAGUAUGUAUUGCAUCUGUUCAGUAAGUUGGGGUUCCCAGGUGGUGCUAACAAUAAAGAACCCUCGUGCCAAUGCAGGAGACGUAAGAGAUAUGGGUUCGAUCCCGUGUGGGUUGGGAAGAUCCCCUGGAGGAGGAAAUGGCAACCCACUCCAGUACUCCUGCCUGGGGAAUCCCAUGGACAGAGGAGCCUGUGGGCUAUAGUGCAUGGGGUCACAAAGAGUCAGAUACAACGGAACUGACUUAGCAUGCACACACAGCACACAGAACUCUCUUCCAGAUCAAAUAUGAUAAUGCAUGUAGAGUACCUAGCGUGCAUCAAAGAAUUGGUGACAGCUAUAACCCCAAAACUGGGUGAUGCUAGGUAUUUCCCAGGACAAUGAUUUCCAACCAUCACAAUUUUUAAAACAUGAUCAGACGCCAGUGUUCUCCUCUUGUUGGAAACCUCCUAUGAAUUAUUUAACCCUCAGAUGGAUAGAGUACCCUUAGGGAGAGUUUAGAAAUUAAAUACAAUGAAAGCCAACAUAGAUUGGCAUUGUUACUAGCCCGUUUUGCAGAUACUGAAACAGAGGCACAGAGAGGUUGAGUGAGUUGCCUGUGGUCACACUUCUAGUGGGUGGGAGAAAGCAGGAUUCCAACUCAAACAUCCUUUUUUUUUUUUUUUAAUUAAGAUACACUUUACAUAUCAUAAAGUUCACCCUUUUAAAAUAUCCAGUCAAUGGUCUUUGGUAUACUGGAAGGUGUAAGUAAUCAUCAUCAUUCUCUAAUUCCAGAUUACUUCCUCACUUCAAAAGGACAUCUCAUAGCCCUUGGCAAUCCAUCCCCCUCUUCCCCAGGGCCUGGCAAUCACUAAUCUACUUUUUGUCUCUAUGGAUUUGCCUGUUAUGGAUAUUUCACAAGAAUGGAAUCAUUCAGUAUAGGUGCUUUGUGACUGGCUUCUUUCAGCUACUUUUCAAGGUUUAUUUGCUUUGUAGGAAUGUAUUGCUAUUUCAUUUCUUUUUAUGGCUGAAUAAUAUUCCAUCGUAUGGGCAUACAUACCUAUUCAUCUGUUCAUUAGUUGAUGAACAUUUGGGUUGUUUUCACUUUUUUUUGGCUCUUAUGACUAAUGCUGCUCUAAACAUUCAUGUACAAUGAGCCCAGACAUUGCACUUUUAGGGGCCAAGGGCCUAACCUUGCCCUUGACUGUCUCCUUGUGCAGACUGGAGACUCUUGGGAAGUGCCCUGCCUGUGACCUUUGGGGAAGUUAUAUGCAGUGAAAUUUUCCCAGGGUGGGCUUGAUGUCUAUCUCAUGGCUCUCUAAUCUCGCAGUGGACAUGACAUUUGUUGCUUUUUUGAUACUACAGAAUAACAUGCAGUUGACACUUCUUUUGUUAUCAUAAAAGAUCCUUCAUUGAACAGAUAUCUAUUGAGAGUCUUCUAUGUGCCUGGUUAAGAACUGGGGACGUGGCACCUACAAAUGAACAUGACUGCCUGAUGGAAGUUGCCGUCCAAUGGGGAGCAGCAUGGCGUGCCUUCUUCGGAAAGUUUCUGUGGCGGUUUUCUUCUUGGCAUUUUGGGGCUUGGCCCUGGGGGACAGGCUGCUGGUGGUCCCUCAGGAUGGAAGCCACUGGCUCAGCAUGAGGGACAUCGUGGAGCGUCUCAGUGAAAAAGGGCAUGAGAUCAUGGUGGUGGUGCCCGAGGUCAAUCUGCUCCUCCAAGAGUCCAGGUACUACACAAGGAAAAUCCACCCAGUGCCCUACGACCAGGAAGAGAUGGAAGCCCGUUACCGCUCCUUCGGGAAACACCACUUUUCUCCACGCUGGCUGGUGACUGCCCCCGUGGUGGAGUAUAGGAACAACAUGAUUGUCAUCAAUAUGUACUUUACCAACUGUCAGAGUCUCCUGAGGCACUCGGACACCCUGCGGUUCCUCCGGGAGACCAAGUUCGACGCCCUGUUCACAGACCCGGCCUUACCUUGCGGGGUGAUCCUGGCCGAGUACCUGAACCUGCCCUCCGUGUACCUCUUCAGGGGCUUCCCCUGCGCCCUGGAGAACACGUUCACCAGGACCCCGAGCCCCUUGUCCUACGUCCCCAGGUACUACACUCAGUUCUCGGACCGGAUGACCUUCCUCCAAAGGGUGGGCAACUUCCUGGCGAACUACCUGGAGAACAUUCUGCUCUACUUGCUGUAUUCCAAGUAUGAAGACCUGGCGGGGGAGGUCCUUGGGAGACAGGUGCACUUGCCGGCCUUGUAUCGGAAGGCCUCCAUUUGGCUGUUAAGAUACGACUUUGUGUUCGAGUAUCCCAGACCAGUCAUGCCCAACACGGUCCUCAUCGGAGGGUCCAGCUGCAAGAAACAGGGCGCCCUGUCUCAGCAUGUGGCUCUGGGGAGAGCUGCCUGAGGAGGAGAGGACAGGCUGAGGUUUUGGAUGAUGCUAUGGCCUGGAAGGAACACAGAGGUGGUGCGUGGCAACAGCGAGAGAUAUCUUGAGCGAGGUUGUCUGGGGGCACGCACAGAAUCCUCAAAUGAGCCUGAGAAGUUUCCAGUGUAAACCCUCUGCUUGUCUGUUGAGGAAACAGAAAAGGUGUGUUGACCUCUGACCUAUGGCAAGUGUCCCUAGGUGCCCUCUUGACGUGUGCAGAAAGAGAGCCCAGAGCUACUUUGGAAAAGAAAAACUUAAAGAAACCCUGAAAUAAAUCCCAAAGGCCUCACCACCCUUCUUGAACAUCUGCUGAUUACUUUAAUAUGCUGGACAGUUGGCAGCAGCUAUGGGAGCAGGGCCAGGGGCUGAUGAGCUUAACUAGACUGGUUUCAGGAAGCACAGAGCAUGAACUAGAAAUUCGGGGUUCUGGGAAAUUUUAAUUAAGACAUUAAUAAGCAAAAAUGUACUAAGAAACAUUUGGCAUAAGAAGGGAAGAAAACAGUGUUUUUGUUACCUAUCAUUUUAUUUUUGCAAAAAAAAAAAAAAAGAGUUGUAUUCAGUUAUAUUGAAAAGCCAGACUGUAGUGGGUGUACUUUCUGAGCCCCGUGAAUCUUUACCUGGUGCUUGACUUACAUUUAUGUGUGAAUUGCAAUCCCAUUUCAUAAUAAAGAACAUUCUGUACUACAA